Molecule: messenger RNA, 3833 nt
Organism: Polyodon spathula (Mississippi paddlefish)
Lineage: Eukaryota; Metazoa; Chordata; Actinopteri; Acipenseriformes; Polyodontidae
Product: lysyl oxidase homolog 4-like
Exons: 15
Coding region: 139-2484 (781 amino acids)
Biological process (GO): peptidyl-lysine oxidation
Cellular component (GO): membrane
Molecular function (GO): copper ion binding; protein-lysine 6-oxidase activity
Source: RefSeq, a predicted model, not a curated record
UUAAGCUGCACUGUAAAAUAUUCAAAUUUUACAACACAGAAAAGGCUACUUGAAUUACAAGUCUAGAAGUUUUGUCUCAUAAUUUUACAUACAUUCACCACACAGAUGUUUAAAUGUUGCUUUUGUACUUGAUACAUAAUGGGGCUCCCCCAAUAUAUUUCUGCGUUCUCUUCCAGGAUUCUGUCAGGCCCCUUUGUCGAGAUGUUGGGGUUCCUCCUAUCUGUGACCCCCCUACUACUUCUGUCUGCCCUGACCUCCCCUGCUGCAGGACAGUCUCGGAACCGUCGCGCACCCCUCAUCAAGCUGCGGCUGAACGGGGACACGCGCAAGCCCAACGAGGGUCGGCUGGAGGUCUAUUAUAACCGAACCUGGGGCACCGUCUGUGAUGACGAGGUGGAUAUCAACCUUGCGAACGUAGCUUGCAGAGAGCUCGGCUUCGAGAAUGCACAAACCUGGGCUCACAGCGCCAGGUACGGGGUUGGCAAAGGUCCAAUCUGGCUGGAUAACGUGCGCUGCAAGGGCACGGAGAAGUCGUUGGCGGAGUGCAGCGCCAACGACUGGGGGAUCAGCGACUGCCAACACACCGAGGACUUGGGCGUGAUAUGCAGCGAGGAAAAGCGCCGCGUGAUUGGUCAACAAGGGAGUCGUCCUGUCAACACUGCUAACCAGGGUGGCAGCAAGGUGAAGAUCGAGGAGGUCCGUCUCCGUCCACUUAUGACUAGUGCUAAGGGCCGCGCGCCCAUCAGAGAGGGCGUGGUGGAGGUGAAGCAUGCUGGGAGGUGGCGGCAGGUGUGUGAUGUGGGCUGGACACUCAACAACAGCAGGGUGGUGUGUGGCAUGCUGGGAUUCCCUUUGGAGACUCAGCACAACACCAAGAUGUACAAAAAACUUUGGGAUACCAAGGUCAACAAUCCAACUACCAGACUCAGCACAAUGUCCCGGAAGAAGAGUUUCUGGGUGGAGAAGGUGAGCUGCCAUGGCAACGAGCCCAGCCUGUCAGACUGCCGGGUCCAGCUCUCUAUUUCCCGCAACAGCCCCCCCUGCAGGAAAGGCAUGCACGCCAUCACGCGCUGCGUCCUGGGAGCAGAGCUCAGCAACACCCUGAACACCGGCCGCCAGACACACUCCCACAGAGAGCCCUCAGUUCGGUUGAAGGCGGGCUCUCGGUUGGGCGAGGGCCGCGUGGAGAUGCUGCGUGAAGGGAAGUGGGGCACGGUGUGUGAUCACCAAUGGGACCUGGUCUCUGCCAGCGUGGUGUGCCGGGAGCUGGGGUACGGCACAGCAAAGGAGGCCCUGAGAGGAGCGUACAUGGGGCAAGGAUUGGGCCCCAUCCACAUGAACGCAGUGCAGUGCAGUGGGCAUGAGCGCUCCAUCACUCAGUGCUACUUCCAGGACCUGGCCACCAGGGAGUGCACUCACUACAAUGAUGCAUCUGUCAGAUGCAACGUGCCUAAGAUGGGACUUGACAGCAAGAUUCGCCUGGCAGGGGGGCACAGUCCUGGGGAGGGUCGUGUGGAGGUGCUGAUGGAGGUCAGAGGUCGGCAGCAGUGGGGUGCGGUGUGCAGCGAGUCCUGGGGUCUCAACGAGGCCAUGGUGGUGUGUCGACAGGCGGGCUUUGGAUUUGCCUCACGUGCCCUACAGGAGACGUGGUACUGGCAGGGGGACCCGAGUGCCAGUGAGGUGGUGCUAAGUGGGACGACAUGCUCCGGGACGGAGCUCUCGAUCCAGCAGUGCCAGAAGCACGGGCAGGUACACUGCCCUCAAGGGGGCGGCUGGCAUGCUGCAGGGGUCACCUGUAGUGAGACGGCCCCAGACCUGAUUCUGAACGCUCAGAUGGUCCAGGAGUCUGCGUACCUGGAGGACCGGCCGCUGCACCUGCUCACCUGUGCCCACGAGGAGAAAUGCCUCUCCUCCUCCGCGGACCACAUGAACUGGCCCUAUGGGCAGCGGCGCCUGCUUCGCUUCUCCUCGCGCAUCCACAACCUGGGCAGGGCUGACUUCCGCCCACGGGCAACUCGAGAGUCCUGGAUCUGGCACCAGUGCCACAGGCACUACCACAGUAUCGAGGUGUUCACACACUACGACCUCCUCACCCUCAAUGGGAGCAAAGUUGCAGAAGGUCACAAGGCCAGCUUCUGUCUGGAAGACACCCACUGCCCGGAUGGGCUGCAGAAACAGUACGCUUGUGUCAACAUGGGACAGCAGGGCAUCUCUAUGGGCUGCUGGGAUACCUAUCGACACGACAUUGACUGUCAGUGGAUCGACAUCACGGAUGUUAUUCCAGGGGACUACAUCUUCCAGGUUGAAGUAAAUCCCCACUUCGACAUGGUGGAGUCUGAUUUCACAAACAACGUAAUGCGCUGCCGAUGUAAAUACGAUGGGAGUCGGAUCUGGAUGUACGGCUGUCACACAGGAGACGCAUACAGUGAUGAAAUUGAGGAUCUGUUUGAGCACCAGAAUCGGAUCUCCAAUAACCUGAUCUAAAUUUUCACCCUGGAAAUUCCUGGCAGAACUUGGAAUCAGGAAAUGGAAGAACUGGAGCUUGAAUUCGGGGCCUCGGACAAGUACUUACCUCACGCGUGCAACACUAACACAAAGCACAGCAGUCUUCUUGAGAUCAGUGGGGAAGUCAAGUGGAUUUAGUGACAAAGGUUGCUCCUUUGGGUUAUAAAAAUCCAUUUGAAUCCCUUCUGUAGGAUUUGUAAAUCUUUAUGCCAGCAUCUUUCAACUUGAGUAUUCUUUAUUUUUAUUUUUGAAUGCAUACAAUCCUUUAGGACAGAGUAACUAUAUAUAUAUAUAUAUAUAUAUAUUAUACUUGUUGAAGUAUUUUAUUUAAAUGUUGUCUUGUACAGAACACAAGGAACAGGAAAUAGACAUAUUGAAUGAAAAUCUGGAUUUUCUUUUUGAUUUAUUGGAUCAGAGGACAUGUGUAAAGAACACACUUUAUACUCAAAAUGUAAGUGUUCACCUAAUUCCAUUGUUUCAGUUAAAAGCUUUUAUGCCCAGAUUGGUGGUGAAACAAAAACACAUAUUGUAUAUAGUGCAAGUAUUAUUUUAAUAUUUUCUCAAUAUGAGCUAUUGCUUUACUCAGAGCACCAUGAUGUCAGUACAGCCUAAAGCUUCUACAGUAUCUUGAAACAAACUACUUUUAUGUGUCACUGUGAAUUCCCUAACAAAGUCUCUUCACACAAGUGUAGCAAGAAGUGGGGGACAUUUUCAGGAAUUAUACUCUCAGGAAGUGAUGUCAUACUUAAAUCACUAAAGCACUAGAAUGGCAACAUUUUGCAGUUCCUCAUGGAGGCAAAGCAGAGAAUUGAGGGAAACAAAUGAGUAUAGCCUGUUUUGUAAAAAGGAAAGCUAACCAUACUUUUUAUUUCAAUGAGAACUAUUUUACUUUACUUGAUCGGCAGACACUUUCAGUACCUGGACUUGCUUUAUAAGAAAUAACAUUUGUUUAAAAGAGCUAAAUUGCUGUUAAAACAAUAAAAUGUGCAUUUUAUGAAACCACAAACAGCCUGGUUGUAAAACAAACAAAAUAAAAUCCGAUUCUACACCAGUGUGGAAACUCUCUAAAAGCAUAUUAUGAUUUAUAUGCACUGCACAUCCAGGCAUCCUGGUAAUAUUAAAUUAUACAGACUUGGAUAAGGCAACAUCAAAACAAUUUUCUAUUAUAAUUUUUACCUUUUUUUAGUUGAUAAUCUGUAGCAGGAAUCCCACAAAAUGUUUUCUGUUUUAAGAGAACCAUGUUUUUAACUUAAAUACACUUUCUAAUUUGUACUUGCUUUUGCUUCUUAAUCUGUGCAAACAUACUUUAGUACAGCAUAAACACUUGA